AACCACGUUGUCUAAUUAAAAACAAAGAGUAAUAUAAUAAUGUUGUCUAAUUGAAAAUCAAAGUGCUAUAUAACCACGUUGUCUAAUUGAAAAGAAUGUGCUAUAUAACCACGUUGUCUCAUUGAAAAACAAAGUGUUAUAUAACCACGUUGUCUUAUUGAAAACAAAGUGUUGUAUAAACACGUUGUUUAUUUGAAAAGAAAGUGAUAUAUAACAACGUGUCAAAUUAGAAACAAUGUGCUAUAUAACCACGUGUGUAAUUGAAACAUGGCAUUUUAUGUGUGUUGCGACUUCAAAUCAAUCAGUUUCAUGUUAUGGAUAAAUAUGGAUAAAUAUUGAUGUCAUUUUAGGCCUUUUUUAUUCUGAACACAUUGAGCAAAUGAAUGGUGGAGAUAUAAAAAUGAAGAAUACUUUGCUUGGACUAGUUUUACUUUUAUGUGACACAGUUCUAGCAUUGAAUGAAUGUGGCUGGUGUAACUGUUGUAUAAAUGGUACUUCAAGAUGUGAAUACAACAUCAAUGUAGACGCUGUUUGCUUGGAUGGUUGUAUUGACGGGUAUCAUAGUGACAGUUGUAUACAUGCUUGUAGUAACAAUUGUGUGACAUGUUCUGGUGUAAGCAGUUGUAACACAUGCAAAAAUGGCUACUAUAUUGGUCGUAAUCCUGAUAAUAAUCAAUAUAAAGACGAUUGUAGUUUAUCGUGCUCAGACAACUGUAUUUCAUGCGCUUCAUAUUUUAACUGUAGCAUAUGCAAUGAUGGAUAUUACAAUGGGAGACAAUACCCAUCCAGCGAUGUUGUAACCUACAACUGUCGACAUGCUUGCAGUAAUAAUUGUGCAACAUGUUCUGAUGUAAGCACAUGUCACACGUGCAAAUAUGGCUACUAUAUUGGUCGUAAUCCGGAAAGGAAUCAAUAUAAAGAUGAUUGUAGUUUAUCGUGCCCAGACAACUGUAUUUCAUGCACUUCAUAUUUAUCUGUAGUAUAUGCAAUGAUGGAUAUUACAAUGGGAGACAAUACCCAUCCAGCAAUGUUGUAACCUACAACUGUCAACAUAAAUGUAGAAAUAAUUGUAUAUCAUGUACAUCGUACGAUGUUUGCACACAAUGUAAAAAUGGGUUUACAGGUGAUCUAUGUGAGACAUGUGAGGUAGGAAAGUACGGAUGCGUUGAUUCUUGUUCUGUAGGUUGUGAAAAUAAAAACUGUACUUAUACUGGGGAAUGCCCAAGCUGUAAGGAGGGGUUUACCGGGGUUAAAUGUGAUAGAUGCAUCGACGGUAAGUUCGGGAAUCUCUGUGACCAAAACUGUCCACUUACCUGUUUAGCAUGUUAUUCAAUGACAAGUUGUUCCGCAUGUAUUGAAAAGCACUGGGGAAACAGCUGUCAACAAUGUCCCACAAACUGUUUAAAUUGCUCUUCCAAUAACAUUUGCUCAUCAUGUGAGAAAGGAUUCCAUGGACAAAUAUGUAAUAAACAAUGCAAUGUUAACUGCCUUCAUGGUCGCUGUGACCUAUUGUCUGGAAACUGCAAUGACGGAUGUGUCGCUGGCUUUUACGGGAACCUUUGUGAUAUGAAAUGCGGCAAUGACUGUGUGAAUUUAACAUGUGACAGAGUACAUGGGACUUGCAAGACAGGACACAACGCUAUAAAUUCGGCGACUGGAAAUGAAGACACUAAAGGAGUAAUAAUAGGUGCUGCGGUAGGUGGUUGCAUUCUUUUGAUAAUAAUAGUGGUACUUGUUGCUGCUGUGGUCCUCCUGGCAAGAAGACUCAAAAGAUUAGAGAAUAGCAGAACUCCUUUGGAAUCCAAUAAAGACCUGGGCUACUACAACAUUAAUAAUGCCUUUGUUGGGGCCAAUACUGACACAGACACGAGACAAGCUGACGUUAUCCAACCUACAACUGUGUAUGAAAGUUUAACCACUGCUUGUUCAAACCGGUUCGCUGAUUAUAGUUCUCUACAGCUACAGGAUGUGCCGACAUCAGAAUUGCCGAAUGAUCACACAGUCAAAUUAGAUCCUGGAGUCCAAUACUACAAUGUAUCGGCAAAAUAAAGAAGUGUAAUUUUUGUAUGGAAAUUAACUAAUUGACAAAGAA
Ruditapes philippinarum (Manila clam) is the source of this 2092-nucleotide messenger RNA. Its product is annotated as multiple epidermal growth factor-like domains protein 11. The record is from RefSeq and is a predicted model, not a curated record. Lineage: Eukaryota; Metazoa; Mollusca; Bivalvia; Venerida; Veneridae. Bases 958 to 2049 code for a protein of 363 amino acids. The transcript is spliced from 6 exons.